CAAGAAAGCAAUAAACCUUUCUUCAAAUACUUUUACUCCUUUUCAAUUUCUAACAUGGUAUCAAAGCAAUAAGCUCCUGGUUUUUCUUUUAUCACUGCUUAGUUACUGAGUUAGAUUCUCAGAUUUAUUUCGAAUCUGAAACUGUCAUUGGGUUCUCUUCUCCUACAGUUUGAAUCUUGGCAUCUAUUUCUUUAUAUUUUUGGAGAUUUUUUUAAGUAUUGUGAGUUCUAUUGAUUCUAUGGUGAGUUUUGAAAGAACUAUGACUUAUCCUGCUGCUGCAAUGGUUGCCAAAGAGGCAAUAGACCAACCUAUUGUCAAUCUUGAAUCUCUAAAACAAGUGAUAUUAAAUCUUUUUAAUGCCUCUACUGCUUUAUCUGCUACUCCAAGACCCACAAAUAGGACAACUUCUUCGAACUGGUCCCAAGAGCGAUUUUGGAGUGAAGCUGCUCUUGCAACAGUUUAUCUCAUUAAUCGGAUUCCAUUAUCGGUUGUAAAUAAUAAGUCUCCAUAUGAAUGUUUGCAUGGUAUUCCUCCUACUUAUCAUCUUCUUAAGGAUCUUGUAUCACAAAAACUUCGAGUCUCACGUCAUGUUGUCUUUUGGGAACACACUAUGUUUUCCUCAUUAUCAAACUUCCAAGUGUCAUCUUUUGAACAACCUCCACUUUUUACUAACCCUUCUAUUGAGCUUUUUCCUAGUGACUCUGAUGCAGAUACAUUUGAUGAGCUCCAUGAGGCCUUUCCACAUGCUCCACCUAGUUCUAGAGAAGAUGUUUUGCCUGUUGGUAAUGCAUUAGACAAUGUUGAGUCUUCUUCCCUUCCCUCUUCUGUAUCACCUAUUGGAUCUAACCCUGUUGAUAUUGAGCCUAAAAAUGAGAUCCUUGAUCCACCUUCAAGUCAUCCUACUCAGCAAGCUAUGUUAGAUGAAUUACAAGCUCUUGACAAAACUUGUACAUGGCAUUUAGUUGAUCUUCUUGCUGGAAAGCCUCUAGUAGGUUGUAAAUGGGUGUACAAGAUUAAAACUCGAUUUGAUGGUUCCGUGGAGCAUUACAAGGCUUGUUUGAUUGCUAAAGGAUUUACUCAAGAAUAUGGGAUUGAUUAUGAGGAGACCUUUGCACUUGUUACUCGUCCUACUUUAGUUUGUAGUUUGAUUGCUAUUGCUAUUGCUAAAAGAUGGAAAUUGUUUCAGAUGGAUGUGAAAAAUGCCUUUCUAAAUGGUGAUCUUGCAAAGGAAGUUUACAUGAAACCACCUCCUAGACUUGAGCAUCCUCCAAACAAAGUUUGUCGAUUGAAGCAAGCUCUGUAUGGUUUGAAACAAGCACCUCGAGCCUGGUUUGCCAAGUUUAGUACCACCAUCAAUGAAUUUGGUUUUACUUCUAGUCCUCAUGAUACUACACUGUUCAUACGCAAAACUAAUCAUGGUAUGGUUCUACUACUUCUUUAUGUUGAUGAUAUGAUCAUUACUAGGGAUGAUAUUUCAAGUAUUCAUGAUCUUAAGCAAUUUCUCAAUCAUAAGUUUGAGAAGAAAGAUCUUGGUGUUUUGAGCUAUUUCUUGGGACUUGUGGUCACCUCUUCUGAUGAUGGUUAUUUUCUCUCCUAAACAAAAUCUACUUCUGAUCUUAUAUCUAAAGCUAGACUCACUGAUAGUAAGACUACAUCUACUACUUCUAAGCCAAAUGUUCGACUGACAUCCAUGGAUGGUUCUAUAUUAGCUGAUCCUGUUUGCUAUAGACAGUUGGUUGGAAGUCUAAUUUAUCUCACUACAACACGACCAGACAUAACUUUUGUAGUUCAUGUUGUUAGCCAGUUUAUGGCUACACCUCGCUCCACUCACUAUACAAUAGUACUUCACAUUAUUCGGUAUAUUAAAGGUACCAUGUUCCAUGGCCUUCACUUUUCUACUCAUUCAUCUCUUGAACUUCGUCUCUAUCGUUGAUUGGGUUAGAGACUCUAAUGAUUGUAAAUCCACCAUUGGAUAUUGCUUUUUUCUUGGUGAUUCCUUAAUCUCUUAAUGUAGCAAGAAGCAGACAUUUCCAUCACGUUCUAGCACAAAGGCUGAAUAUCGAGCACUUGGAGACACCACAUCAGACUUACUUAAUUUAUGUUGGCUACUAGAGGAUUUUGGUGUUUCUUAACCACCUACUGCUAAUCUUUAUUGUGACAAUCAAAGUGUCAUGCAGAU
Molecule: messenger RNA, 2179 nt
Organism: Rubroshorea leprosula
Lineage: Eukaryota; Viridiplantae; Streptophyta; Magnoliopsida; Malvales; Dipterocarpaceae
Source: the annotation of a GenBank genome assembly